AGGCGAGUCACCGAGAAUUACUUCUGUCUCCCCUCACCACCACCACCACCACCUCCUCCACGUCCUCUUCCAAGGGCUCCUGCGACUCUCCCACCUCCUCCCGGCUGGCAGGGGACAUGGGAACGCGCAGCGCCCUCGAUGCCUGAGGCCGGGCGGCCGCGGGGCUGUCUGCGGGAAGCGCUUCCCUCCCGGGGCUCGCCGUCCAUGUGCCCGCAGCCGGCGGGGCCUGGAGUCGGGAUGAAUUUCGGCGUGGUCUUCGCGUUCAUCCUCUCGCUGCCCCUGGCCCGCAUGGAGGGGGACCCCAUACCCGAAGACAUUUAUGAGAUUUUGGGUGGCAGCUCAGUGCGCUCCAUCAGUGACCUCCAGCGUGCCCUGCGGAUAGACUCCGUAGAGCAGGACAGCUCGAGCCUGAGCCUGAAUGCAUCUCAGCCUGAUCAAAACCCUGUGGCCCUGUCUCGAGAGCGACGAAGCCUAGAUGCUCUGGCAGCAGCAGAGACAGCUGUCCUGGCCGAGUGCAAGACACGGGAGGUGGUCUUCGAAAUCUCCCGCAACAUGGUGGACAGCACCAACGCCAACUUCGUGGUGUGGCCGCCCUGCGUGGAGGUGCAGCGCUGCUCCGGCUGCUGCAACAACCGCAACGUGCAGUGCCGCCCCACGCAGAUCCGCGUGCGGCACGUCCAGGUGAACAAGAUCGAAUUUGUCCAGAGGAAGCCAAAGUUCACAAAAGUCGUUGUGCCUUUGGAGGACCACGUGCAGUGUCGGUGUGAAGCCGUGUUCCGACCACCCCCCAGGAACAUCCGGCCCGGGCCACGUGAACAGAGACGCUUGUCCCCGGCGUUCACCACAGCCGCUGUCUCACAGAGGCGGCGAGUGCGCCGGCCGCCGGCACAGAAGAGGAAACAUAAGAAGUACAAGCAUGUCAACGAUAAGAAAGUGCUGAAAGAAAUCCUCAUAGCAUAGAAGUGCUGGCAGGGGAGAGAGAGCACAAGGCAGGUUUAUUUAAUAUAUUUGCUGUAUAGCCCCCAUGGGGUCCUCGGAAUGAUAACUUUUCCUCUCUGUCCAUCUGCCUCGACGUCUGAUUCAGACGGCAAUUGGUGCUUCCCUUUCCAUCAGUGGACCUUCUCCCACCAAAGCCUCCCUUUCAUUUAUUAGCCUCAUUUUAAAGUUUAACACACACACACACACAAAAGGACAAGGAUGACCUACAUAUAUAUAUAUAUAUAUAUAUAUGAGAGAAGAACAAA
This is a messenger RNA of Passer domesticus (house sparrow), 1244 nucleotides long. RefSeq names its product platelet derived growth factor subunit B (gene PDGFB). The transcript is spliced from 7 exons. Lineage: Eukaryota; Metazoa; Chordata; Aves; Passeriformes; Passeridae. Gene Ontology annotation, molecular function: platelet-derived growth factor receptor binding; growth factor activity. The coding region runs from base 139 to 960 and encodes 273 amino acids. Gene Ontology annotation, biological process: positive regulation of phosphatidylinositol 3-kinase/protein kinase B signal transduction; positive regulation of cell population proliferation; positive regulation of cell migration. The record is from RefSeq and is a predicted model, not a curated record. Gene Ontology annotation, cellular component: membrane.